AUGGCGUGUCCUCACCUUGACUCCCUGACUCUCAGGCCCCCCACCGCCGCCCAGUCCGUCUACCGAGAGGACUGCACGCAAUGUUUCGACUCGAUCGAUGACGCCGCCGGCCUCGACGUCUGCCUGCAGUGCUUCAACGGCGGCUGUGCCGGUGAACGCAACCACGCCUCGCUGCAUCGUGCCUUGUGGAGCCACCCGCUCGUGCUCAACAUCCGUCGAUCGCGCAAGGUCGUUGUGCGGGACGAGCCUCCCUUCAAAAUGUCCAAGCUCGCCAUCGCCGCCGAGACGGACGAGGACAGGUACGACACGAAGACGACCGUCAGGUGCCUCGAAUGCAGCACCGAGCUUGACCAGACGAGCGAAAAGCUGGCGCCCGUUGUCGAGGGCAUCCUCAAGGCGAACACCUUUUCGCGGAAGGAGGAGGUCAAGGCCUGGGAGCAGGAGCUCACGAGCUGUGAACACAUCCUUCUGCUCCAGCAGUCUGAGGGCCGGACCAUCGAGCCCGCGGGCCUCGGUCACUGCUCGAGUUGCGAUCUGAAGGAGAAUCUCUGGCUCUGUCUCGAGUGCGGUGCGCUCGGCUGCGGCAGAAAGCAGAUGGGCGGCGUGGACGGCAACUCACACGCCCUGGCGCACGCAACCGACUCUGGUCACGGCGUUGCGGUGAAGCUGGGCUCCAUCACGCCCGAGGGCACCGCUGAUGUCUACUGCUACAAGUGCGACGACGAGAGGAUCGACAGCGAUCUCAACCAGCACUUGGCGCACUGGGGCAUCAUCCUGGCCGAGCAGCAGAAGACGGAGAAGAGCUUGACGGAAAUGCAAAUUGAGCAGAACCUGAAGUGGGAUUUCAGCAUGACCAACGAGGACGGCCAGGAGCUGAAGCCUUUGACCGGUCCGAGCCUUACGGGUCUGAAGAAUCUGGGAAAUUUUUUGCUACCUGGCGAGUAUCAUCUUGGUGCGGGGGUUGAUAUGCCGUCGUUCAAGACGCGCUACUUCCAACCCAACCUCGACCUGCCCGUCGUCGAAGACCCCGCAGCCGACUUCGAUACACAAUUGCGCAAGAUUGGCCGACGGCCUACACUCUGGGCCGUUACUCCAAGCCCGACCCCCGAAAGCGCCCCGUGUCGGGACGAGACACCCCACCUCACUUACCUAAAGGGGGCGCCGCCGCCGGCGGCGACACGGCGGAUCCCGAGAAGAUUGAGAUGCUUCGGCGCCAUGGGCUUCGGCGCGCCCCAGGCCAAGAAGGCGCUGCGCGAGACGAGCGGAGACGUCGAGCGGGCCGUGGAGUGGCUGUUCAGCCACCCCGACGACCAGGGCACCUUUGACGACGAGGCUGCCGCGCCUGCGGCGGAGAGCGCCAAGCCGGCCGAGCCUGCGGGCAGCGCUGCCGUGCCGGCGAAUUUCCAGCUGCAGUCGAUUGUGUGCCACAAGGGCACGAGCAUCCACGCUGGUCAUUACGUCGCCUUCAUCCGGCAGGCGGGCGAUCACCCGUCGUGGGUGCUCUUCAACGACGAAAAGGUGGUCGAGGCAGGCGAGGUCGAGGAGAUGCGCAAGUUUGCGUACGUCUACUUCUUCAAGAGGGUGUAG
Messenger RNA from Verticillium alfalfae VaMs.102, 1587 nucleotides. RefSeq names its product ubiquitin carboxyl-terminal hydrolase. Gene Ontology annotation, biological process: protein deubiquitination. Lineage: Eukaryota; Fungi; Ascomycota; Sordariomycetes; Glomerellales; Plectosphaerellaceae. The coding region runs from base 1 to 1587 and encodes 528 amino acids. Gene Ontology annotation, molecular function: cysteine-type deubiquitinase activity; zinc ion binding. The transcript has 4 exons. The record is from RefSeq and is a predicted model, not a curated record.